Helianthus annuus (common sunflower) is the source of this 1065-nucleotide messenger RNA. RefSeq names its product cyclin-dependent kinase inhibitor 3. Gene Ontology annotation, biological process: negative regulation of cyclin-dependent protein serine/threonine kinase activity. The coding region runs from base 140 to 775 and encodes 211 amino acids. The transcript has 3 exons. Gene Ontology annotation, molecular function: cyclin-dependent protein serine/threonine kinase inhibitor activity. Lineage: Eukaryota; Viridiplantae; Streptophyta; Magnoliopsida; Asterales; Asteraceae. The record is from RefSeq and is a predicted model, not a curated record. Gene Ontology annotation, cellular component: nucleus.
UUCCCCCUCUUUUUCCCUCUCUCUCUCUCUCUCUCUCUCUCUAACCCACCGUCUUCGUUUCCACCACUCUCUCUCUCUCUACAAAUCGCAUACUUUUCUGCAAUCUGAUCAAACCACCAUCCAAUUAAAGCAGCUAUCUAUGGGGAAGUACUUGAGGAAACCAAAAUUAACCACUGAUGUUGUUGCACAUAUGGACCUCUCACAGUCCUCUCUUGGUGUUCGAACAAGAGCCAAAACCCUAGCCUUGCAGAAACUUCAAGCUGCUGGAAUCACCCAAUCAACGCCGCCGGAACGACACUGUGAGCUGUCGUAUCUCCAGCUUCGUAGCCGUAAGCUCGAAAAGCCACCGUGCUGCAGGCAACAAAACCCUAAUUUGGUGGUUCGUUCGGGUGGUUCAGGUUCAGUUGGCCCCGGUUCGGAUAAUGUGAGUGUUAGGGGUUUGGAAGAGGUAGAGGCUGUUUGUGAUUUUGGUUCUGAAGAAACUUCACUUGGGGAAAAUAAUGUUGAUUUUGAUGGCAUACAGAGAGGCACCAGGGAAAGCACACCUUGUAGCUUCAUAAGGGGCUCAGAUGACAUUACCACCCCCGGUUCGAGUACAAAGCCUACGGACAGACAUGCUUCUAAUCGGAUUAUACCUUGCGCACACGAAAUCGAGGAAUUCUUUGCUUUUCAUGCACAGGAACAGCAACGGCUUUUUACUGAGAAGUACAACUUUGAUAUUGUGAAUGAAAAGGCGCUAAAAGGGCGUUACGAAUGGGUGAGAGUGCAACCCUGAAUGUAAUAACACAUUGGAGGAUAGCAUAAGGAAGGAAGUAGGUAGGAGUGAUUAAUGAUCUCUAGUGUUAUGUAAAGUGCAAACAAAAUAGUUGUGUAAUCUAAUGAUCUCUCCAAGAUAACAGAGCUGAUGAAGUUGCACACUUAACAUAUUAUUAUUAGGGUAGAUUGCAAGUCAUAAAUAAUUGCUGGAAUUGAUGUUCAUUGUUGAAAAGUAUGCAUGCCUUGAUGCUGUAAUGGUUGUUCCUCAAAAGCUUAUCUAAUAUGAGUUAACUGGAGCCGAAAAAAAAA